Lolium perenne is the source of this 1137-nucleotide messenger RNA. Its product is annotated as NEP1-interacting protein-like 2. NCBI's taxonomy places the organism in Eukaryota, Viridiplantae, Streptophyta, Magnoliopsida, Poales, Poaceae. The record is from RefSeq and is a predicted model, not a curated record.
UCCCUUCGCUGGACGGCUGAAGCCAAAAGCUGAUGCCUCUUCCCAUCGUUCGUUCUCUUGCUAGCUAGCCCUGCUCCCUCCUCGCUCCUCUCCCGGAGAGCCUCCCGCCUUCCUCUCCAACGUGCCGACGCCGAGGCGCCAAAAAUAAACACGUACGCGCGUGGGCUUCUCCUCCGGUCCUCGUGGAGGCCUCGUGCCCUCGUGGCGAUCGAUCCAUGGAGGUUGCCGCGGCGGAAGAGCCGGCGCCCCCGGGCGAGUGGCUGGAGGAGCGCGGCGCGGUUUCCGUGUACCUCCCCAGACUGAUCGCCGGCAUCAUCUCCGGCACGCUCACUGGCCUCUUCGCUCUCGCAGCUGGGGCCUUGACUGGAGCCGUCACCGGCGCACUGGCGGGCAGAGCCUCCGACAGCGGUGCUCUCCGGGGAGCUGGGCUGGGAGCGAUCGCCGGGGCCGUCCUAUCCAUCGAGGUUCUCGAGGCGUCCCGCGCGUACUGGUGCUCGGACCGGCUCGGUACUUCCUCCAUGGCAGAUUUCAUAGAGCAGCUCCUUCAUGCCCGGUUUGUGCAAGAGCGGCUCAGAUCUUCAGCACAUACACCGUACCGUUGGCAGGUCGGCAUAUCAGACUUAGGUCAGGACGAUGUGUACGACAUCUUCGGAGAGAUUUCGUCCAGAGGGCUUUCCAGAGAGUUGCUGAAGAAAUUACCACAGUUUGUGGUAACUGAUCAGGCCCAGGGCACAUUUGGUGAAAACCUGCCUUGCACUAUCUGUCUACAGGAUAUGGUAGCUGGUGAGACAGCGAGGAGGUUGCCAAAUUGCUCCCAUGCUUUUCACCAGCCUUGCGUGGACAAAUGGCUGCUUAGCCACGGUUCAUGUCCUGUGUGUCGGCAGCAUGUCGAAGAUACUAAGAUGUAUAGGUAAGCAUAUUUACCAGUUCGAUGUCUUAGGUGGAAUAGUUGUGCACAGUGUUCGCUCUGAUACUAAAUAGGAAUAGAGAAGAGAGAAAGUAUACACAGACAGUGUUGUAAAUUAGAUUAAUCUGUCUAUUCUACACUGCAAGCAAAGAGGCUCUGUACGACUGUACAUCUGAUAUUUUCUCGCAAACUAAGAAAAAAUAUAAAGGGAAAUGAUUGCUCUGCUGACA